Messenger RNA from Aplysia californica (California sea hare), 2509 nucleotides. RefSeq lists its product as uncharacterized. Gene Ontology annotation, cellular component: membrane. The coding region runs from base 1037 to 2509 and encodes 490 amino acids. The record is from RefSeq and is a predicted model, not a curated record. Lineage: Eukaryota; Metazoa; Mollusca; Gastropoda; Aplysiida; Aplysiidae. The transcript is spliced from 4 exons. Gene Ontology annotation, biological process: neuropeptide signaling pathway. Gene Ontology annotation, molecular function: G protein-coupled peptide receptor activity.
CGGCACGGCCGAGCAGCAGUGAGAGAAGUCCACGGCGAGCCUCAUUGACUCAUUGAUUCACCGCGCUGCUGCCACCGUGACGCGGGCUGGCUUCUUGUUUUAUCCGCCCUCUCCCCUCCCUUCCUCUCACCUCUCCCUCCUCUCCCCUCCCCUCAUAGACUCAUCCAUGGUCAUAGCAUCUACCUACCAGCCAGCCAUAUCGCGCUUCGCGUCUCUCCAGCUCAGCAUGUCGCUCCCAAUUAAUGCAUUAUAAAACGGACCCGGCUCUGCAUCCCAUGUCAAAGUUUUCACGCUGGUCAGAGUCAGAGCAGCAUGUGGCAUUGUGGUUGCUCCAGGAAUGUCCAGGACUAUGACCCGACUCUCGCACAGUUUGAAUCAAACAUUUAACAACCCUCUUUCUUUCUACGGCCGUUGGACUAUCGACAGGCGAGCGGCUUUCUUCCCAUCCUGCUCCCAAGUUGUUUGGCAAGUUAGUCCUCACGUGACCCCACGGUGUUUGACCCGGGACAGAGGCUCUGCUGUGUACAGUACAGGUGUUGGCGGCCCGAGUAGUGAGCAGACACAGUAGUAGAGGGACAUGGCAGACCAAGAGGAGCAGUUUGGAAGCUCGUCACAAGUUUAUGAGGACAGACAGCUCUAACAUGACGACCAUGUCAACGCCUCCCUCGUGCAAAGAGCUCAUUACUUAGAAAAAAACGUUCCCUACCCCGGUUUUUGCCUCAGCGAGUCCAGAUGACCCAAUUUGUCCUUCUUUCUUCUCCAUUCGUUCCUUUCUGCUUGACUGGUGGCCUGUCGGCACGGGAUUACGCGUAAGAAGAAGCCAGUAAUUGUCUCAAUGAGACAGAUAGAAAUGGCUGUGUGACUGUAACCCGACGUUGGAUAUCAAAUAUACCAGCAAUGCGAACUCUCAAAACAGAGCAAAAAAAUCCGUGUUCAAAGAAGUAUGGGUGAUUCUUCAACUGACAGUUACUGUGCCAAUUUUUCAAAGAUCUUGUUUUUAUUUGGCGAGUCGGAAUUUUAAUCUUUCUCGGAAGUCAUGCAAAAUUCCACCUCUUUCCCAGUGUACAAUUUCACCCUGUUUGGCGAGGUACCAGAGUGGACCCGAAUAAUUUACUUCACCUACCUGUUCCUUGUCUACGCCUUGGGCAUUCCUGGCAACCUGAUCACGGCUAUCAUCUAUUGGCGCACUCGGCCGAAGUCGGCAUGUGACUGGCUGAUUCUGUCCAUGAGCUUGGCUGAUUUAUUUGUGUGUUUCUGGGUACCAUGGCUGUAUUUCCGUACCGAGUAUCCCCUGGAGAUCUCCUUCAUGUCCAGUUCUAUAUGCGGCCUGGAGACAUCUCUCCAGCUCAGCGCCAUGAUGGCGUCACUGGGAAUGCUCGACGUCAUUGCUCUCGACCGGUAUGUGAAAAUCUGCCACACCCGGCUCAAGUCUCUCACUCCGACCGCCUCGAGGAAUCUGUGCAUUUUCCUUAUCCUCCUGGCAGUGGCCCUCUCCGUGGCGCCCGGUCGAGACGCCGAGAUGAACAUGAACGCUUCGUGUCGCAUCUACCACGACUGGGGCUUCACGUCGCACAUGCGAGGCUACUAUACCAUGUUCUUCACCUUUUACGCCCUCAGCUUCUGCAUCAUCAGCUUCACCUACGGCAACAUCAUCAUCACGAUCGGCCGGAAGGUAAGGAGGAAACAAAGACUCAUCCAGAACGACGGUCUACGCUCUCAGGACCCGGCCACUGCUGCCAACGGAAACUGUGACACCAGGGAGGCUGUUGAGAACGAGACGUGUGGUCAGGUCAACGACCCCGGUAGUCGGAGCCGAUGGAAGGGCGCAUGUUGUAGAUUGUUCAGUGCCAAGGCCAAGGCCAAGACCAAGGCCGAAUCUGUGUACGCAGAAGAGCAGGGAGAGCCAGAAUACGAGAUGCGUCUCCAACACGAAAAACGAAUUCAAAAUCCGGAGGGAAAUCAAAGUGAGGCAAUAGUUGAUUUACACAGGGGUGGUCACACAGAUGUAGAAACCAGCGAGAACUGCAAACUGCUGCCAGUCCCCAAACCAGGCGCUCCAUCCUGUCAAAUUCUGCCAAAGAACGCUGGAAAGGGAGAUAACUUGGUCAGUAAUUGCUACCAUCCUCAAGACUAUUUACCAUGUACAACGAAUGAGAUUAGAGGAGAUACAGCAGAAUAUCUGAUAAAACAUUCAAAUUCAGACAUACAAGAUAAUGUCUCCCCUGAUGUCCCCCGAGAGCCGGAUUGGGAUACCCACAGCCACAUCCUACAGAGGAUUGCCGAGCCUGUGGGGAAUACUGAUGGACACGAAAACUGCCUUACAUCGAAACCACCAGCAGACAAUGGUGUUUACGAAAGGGCUGUGUUGGAUUUGCAUGCUAACUCUCAUGAUAAUUACCAACAACCUAAUGAUUACAAUGCUCCAGGUACCGAUACUGAAAGACACGACCAGAUAGACUUAUCGAUGAUUCUAUUGAUGUUUUGGGGGAAGGAGACGACAAACAUUUGA